UCUUCAUAAACAGCUCGUCAACCACCUCGGUCGCUUGCUAGCCAACAUAGCCGUAAGAUUCAAGCUAUUUAUACGCUUUCGGUGUAUAUUAGCUGCUGUGUUUUCGACACACUUAGGUCGUAUCAACUUGUUAACCUAUUUAAUAUUACGUUAUUUUGUAUUAGUCAGCUAUAGUAGCUGGCUGGUUAAGUUAGCACUGGGCUAGUCGCUAAUGAUAGCUAGCUAGCUAACAUCCCCGAACAUGAGCUCCAUAAACUUCUCCCCUCCUGUUAAAGAAGAGGAUAAGGUCUGCUGGACGGAGAAAGGAGGUCUGUGGCUGAACAUUAACGUGAAAGAGGAGGAGGAAGAAGAGGAUGUCACAGUAAAUCAAGAAGUAGAGGGUGAGGCUGUUACAGUGAAAGAAGAAGAGAAAGACGUUUCAGUGAAAGAAGAGGAAGACGCGUUCAGAGUUAAAGAGGAGGAAGAUGAGAAAGAGGAGGAUGUAGUUUUUGGUGUGAAAGAGGAGGGGGAGAUUACUGUCACAUUGGAGGAAGAAGAGGAGGUUGGAGAUCCGUUUAACACAAGAGAGAUACGGGACUAUCGUGGAUCCUCUGGGGAGCCUCAACAACCUCAUGAUGCUGACGAGGCAGAGAAGAGUCUCUCCCGAUCAGAACGCCUCAAUAAACACCAGCAGAGAUCCACAGGGAAGAGAACUCACUGCUGCUCUGACUGUGGGAAGAGAUUCACCUCAUCAGGCAUUAAAAUUCAUCAAAGGAUCCACACAGGAGAGAAAUCUAAUAGCUGUGAUCAAUGUGGGAAGAGUUUUACUACAUCUGGCUCUCUGACAGUACACCAGAGAAUACACACAGGAGAUAAACCUUAUAGCUGUGAUCAAUGUGGGAAGAGUUUUGUUACAUCUAGCAAUCUGACUAUACACCAGAGAACACACACAGGAGAGAAACCUUAUAGUUGUGAUCAAUGUGGGAAGAGUUUUGUUACAUCUAGCAAUCUGACUAUACACCAGAGAACACACACAGGAGAGAAACCUUAUAGCUGUGAUCAAUGUGGGAAGAGUUUCACUACUUCUGGCUAUCUGACAGUGCACCAGAGAACACACACAGGAGAGAAACCGUAUAGCUGUGAUCAAUGUGGGAAGAGUUUUUGUCAAUCUAGUGAUCUGACAGUGCACCAGAGAACACACACAGGAGAGAAACCUUAUAGCUGUGAUCAAUGUGGGAGGAGUUUUACUACAUCUGGCUCUCUGACUUUACACCAGAGAACACACACAGGAGAGAAAUCUUAUAGCUGUGGUCAAUGUGGGAAGAGUUUUACUACUUCUGGCUAUCUGACUUUACACCAGAGAACACACACAGGAGAUGAACUUUAUAGCUGUGAUCAAUGUGGGAAGAGUUUUGUUAAAUCUGACCAGCUCACAGUACACCAGAGAAUACACACAGGCGAGAAACCCUAUAGCUGUGAUCAAUGUGGGAAGAGUUUUACUACAUCUGGCUCUCUGACUGUACACCAGAGAACACACACAGGAGAGAAACCUUAUAGCUGUGAUCAAUGUGGGAAGAGUUUUGGUCAAUCUAGCCAGCUGACUGCACACCAGAGAACACACACAGGAGAGAAACCUUAUAGCUGUGGUCAAUGUGGGAAGAGUUUUGGUCAAUCUAGCCAGCUGACAAUACACCAGAGAACACACACAGGAGAUAAAUCUUAUAGCUGUGAUCAAUGUGGGAAGAGAUACUCUGGUAAAAGAUCUCUGAUCAAACAUCAGAAAAUACAUGAAGGAGUUUUUUCAUGAUAUCAAUUAAAUAAUUAAAUGAUGUCACAAUGUAGAUUACUGGAAUCACAAUGCAACACUUCAAACUGUUUCUGCAUAUUGGUUAUUGAUUUGGACACGUUAAAACUGUGUUUUGACAUUGCACUAUUCCCAUUUAGCCAAAUGUCAUUCAAAAGACGUUGAAAAUAAGACUAUGCCCGACGUCCAAUAUAUUUUCGGUUGUAGUUGAAAGUGAAAGUUGAAAAGAUGUCUUUUCGGGUCGUUUUUUCAAUGACUUGAAAACAGCUUAAUUUCAACAUACUUAUACACCUAUAAUCAAUUUUUAUUAACAAUCCUACAUCACUCCAGUAUUUCUUUACAACAUUCAAAUGCUAAUUGUCUUUAUUCCACUACUGAAGAAGCAUGACUCAAAUCACCUCAUAUAUUCAAACAUUCAGCCUGACAAAAGAUACAUGUUUUAUUAUUCCAUGCCUCACCAUUAAGUUAAUUAUUGCCAAUACAUAUUAACAAAGGGGUGUACAUUUGGGUUUGAUAAUUCAUAUUUACAAUUAUGUAACAUUUAGUAAUCAUAGUUAUUCAUGCAACCAACUUGACAUUUUUGGGUACAUUUAUAUUGACAUUGUUACCCUGCUUUUAUAUCCAACAACAUGCCUAUCUAGUGAACCCUGAAAGGAGAGAGAAGCUCUGCAGUGAGGUGGAAAGUUACUACGGAUAUCGCAGGAGUUUCCUCUUGAAAUCAGACAUGUCUGCGGUAAGGACAACUUGGUUGCUGAUUAUCUCAAGGGUGGGCAGUCAAAUAGAUUUGUGUUUUGCAUUUAGCCAGUGAGUUACCAUGAUCACAAUUUAUUUUGACAUGUUUUUCCCGUGUUGGAGAUUAGUUUUAUCUCUUAUUCUUUUCUGUAUUUAAAAAAAAACUGCACUGUUAGGGGCUCGUAAGUAAGAGUUCCAGUGUUGUAUCCGGCUCAUGUGACUAAUACUAUUUGAUUUGAGUUUUGUUUGGGCUCGUUCCAAGGGGACGAGAGUUCUAGAAGCUAGUGAGUUUUAUGAAGACGAGAGUUCUAGAAGCUAGUGAGUUUUAGGAAGACGAGAGUUCUAGAAGGGAAAAAAUAAUAGUUUAGGAAUCUAUAGAAAGAAAAAGGAGAAAAGAUCUGAUAUUAUUAUACAUUCUAUAUUAUUAUUUAGAAAUACGUGUUUUUAAUUGUUGACAGCCAGUAGACACCAUGUUUACAUUGUAAAAGGUGAAGCAUUGUAGAUGAUUAUGUGAAAUGGAAGUUGUGGAGAUACUCUGAAUGAUUGGCUAUGAAAAGCCAACUGACAUUUACUCCUGAGGUGCAGAUCUGUUGCACCUUCGACAACCACUGUGAUUAUUAUUAAUUGAAUGCAUUCAACUGAAAUGUGUCUUGGGAGCACUGAUUGGUGUCACCUCGUUAGUCAGUAUGUGUUACACCUGUGCUGGCUUGUCCAUCUCGUUAGUGGGAAGGUGUUUCACCUGAGCUGGUCCAGGUUCUAUUUAAGAGUGUCUGGCCCAGUGCUCCAGUUGUCUUGACAGAUGUGGAGAGUCAACACCUUUAGUUGCUCCACCUUUUUGGUUUGCUUCCUGUCUUUAAGUUUAUUGUGGGUUUUUCUUUUGUUUUCCUCUUCUUGGUCAGAUUUAGUGGGUCUCAUGGUGGGUGUCUUUUAUGUCCAAGUUGUUGUUACUAGUCAACUUUCAGUGGACACAGAGCAAAACUGCAACAUUAUGUUAUAAUACUUUUAUUGCAUCAAAUGGUUGUUUUAUGCAACAGAAUAGAGGGUUCUUAGAACUAUUGUGUCUGUGUUCUACUGAGGAUGGGCCUCUGGGAGAACACACUGACAGGACAUUUACAAUGUCUUUUGGGUGAUAAAACCAAAAGAGACCGCAUUCCAGAGCAUGAGUUAAUGUUUCUGUUCUAUAUGGUACCAGGGAGAGAUGACCCCAGGGCCAGACCCUGGUCUCUACACAAAGAGUACUGUUUUUACAGCAGAUACUGUUUGCUGAGUAUUAUAAGUAUAUUUCAUACAAAUCUUAACCUUGUGACCCGUUCUAUACAUCUGUUGUUGGUCAUGUAGGUUGAAAGGGGUGUAUCUUGGCUAUAAAAGACCUUUGUACUUUUGUCUCGUGGCUCUCAAAAAAUAAUCUGGGGGUGAUUUGUCGACCAGCCAUCCUUAUCGUAGAGCACUCAAUUGAUUCACUUUAUAUGUGUGCGUUGUAUUGACCUGCUCCCUUAUUAAUAAGUGAAUAAAGAUUUAGUUUAA
Messenger RNA from Salvelinus fontinalis (brook trout), 4039 nucleotides. RefSeq names its product zinc finger protein ZFP2-like. NCBI's taxonomy places the organism in Eukaryota, Metazoa, Chordata, Actinopteri, Salmoniformes, Salmonidae. The record is from RefSeq and is a predicted model, not a curated record. The coding region runs from base 242 to 1786 and encodes 514 amino acids. Gene Ontology annotation, biological process: negative regulation of transcription by RNA polymerase II; regulation of cytokine production; regulation of immune system process. The transcript has 2 exons.